This is a messenger RNA of Protopterus annectens (West African lungfish), 1575 nucleotides long. RefSeq names its product matrix metalloproteinase-18-like. Lineage: Eukaryota; Metazoa; Chordata; Ceratodontiformes; Protopteridae. Gene Ontology annotation, biological process: extracellular matrix organization; proteolysis; collagen catabolic process. Gene Ontology annotation, molecular function: metalloendopeptidase activity; zinc ion binding. The transcript has 10 exons. The record is from RefSeq and is a predicted model, not a curated record. Gene Ontology annotation, cellular component: extracellular matrix. Bases 30 to 1430 code for a protein of 466 amino acids.
ACUGUAAACUUUAUACUGUAGGUAACAUAAUGGGAGUCCAUCUACUGUUGCUGUUGUUAGGCAUAGCCUUUGCUUUUGCAGUCCCAUUGCCGCGUGAAACAGGAAAGGAUGAAAACAGUAUGCAGUUUGCACAGGACUACCUCAAGCAUUUCUAUAAUCUCAAGAUGGAUGUUCCACUUUCUAGAAAGUCUGCACUGAAUCCAUUAGUGGAAAAACUCCGUGAGAUGCAGAUAUUUUUUGGUCUGAAUGUAACUGGUAAAUUAGAUUCUAAAACCUUAGAAGUAAUGAAAGCACCGCGCUGUGGAGUUCCUGAUGUUGGUGAUUACAGCACAUUCCCUGGUCAGCCAAAAUGGAAUAAGAAAGAAAUAACAUACAGAAUUGAAAACUAUACUCCUGAUAUGGCAGCUGCUGAUGUGGAUCAUGCCAUUGCAAAGGCUUUUCAGGUCUGGAGUGAUGUCAGCCCACUGAUGUUUAAAAGGAUUUAUAGAGCCACAGCUGACAUUAUGAUUUUGUUUGGCAGAAGAGAGCAUGGUGACUACUAUCCUUUUGAUGGACCUCAUAGGACACUAGCCCACGCUUUUGCUCCUGGACAAGGAAUUGGUGGAGAUGCUCACUUUGAUGAGGAUGAAACUUGGUCUAAGGGCCAUCAAGGAUACAACCUGUUUCUUGUAGCAGCUCAUGAGUUUGGUCAUGCAUUGGGACUGGGCCACUCCAAUGAUCCAGGUGCUUUAAUGUAUCCAACUUACUCAUUUGUGAACCCAAAUCAUUUCCGUCUUCCUCAAGAUGAUAUUAAUGGAAUUCAAAGCCUAUAUGGUCGCUCUACUAACCCUGUCCAACCGACUGGACCAUCCACACCAGAGACUUGUGAUCCUAAUAUCGUCUUUGAUGCUAUUACUACAUUACGUGGGGAGAUUAUAUUUUUUAAAGACAAAUUCUUCUGGAGAAAACACCCCCAGUCAGUAGACAUUGAGUUACACUUAAUUUCAUCAUUUUGGUCAUCAAUUCAGGGACCUGUUGAUGCUGCUUAUGAAAAUCCUGUUCGUGAUCUGGUAAUGAUUUUCAAAGGAACUACUUUCUGGGCAUUGAAUGGGUAUGACUUAGUACGUGGCUAUCCCAAGAGCAUCGACAGUUUGGGCCUUCCUCUAAGUAUUAAGAGACUUGAUGCUGCCGUACAUAAUGAAAAUAAUGGAAAAACAUAUUUCUUCGCUGGAGACAAGUACUGGAGUUAUGAUGAAAUCAGAAAAAAGAUGGACAGAGGUUAUCCAAAACGUAUUGCAGUAGAUUUUCCAGGCAUUAACUUUAAAGUGGAAGCUGCAUUUCAGUACUACGGGUACUUGUACCUCUUCAGUAAGGGACAGCAGUUUGAAUACGACAUUAUAACCCAAAGAGUAAUCCGUGUUCUCCAAAGCAACAGUUGGCUGGGUUGUUAAUAUCAUCUGAAUUCUGUUCCUGCUAUAUACAUACUGUUGCUACAUUUCCAGACCACUGUGAUUGAUGCCAAGUACUUCUGUUACUGUUUCAUGAAGUGACUGCUAGAAAUAACAAACUGGUUCACAGAGGCAUAGAAACAAAAAU